Molecule: messenger RNA, 2849 nt
Organism: Ruditapes philippinarum (Manila clam)
Lineage: Eukaryota; Metazoa; Mollusca; Bivalvia; Venerida; Veneridae
Exons: 3
Coding region: 262-1362 (366 amino acids)
Source: RefSeq, a predicted model, not a curated record
UCAACAACUGCAGCGAAGACUGCGAGAAGAAACUCUCAGAAAUAUUGGUGGACAAUAUCAACCAACUUGUUACUGGAAAUGGGACGGCAAACGAUGAUCUGAAGAACGAGCUUGUUAAGCUAAUAGAAAGAUGUAAAAACCAGAUAUAAUCUGCCGUCUUUAUCGAUUUCAACACAGAAGGAAGGUGUAUACAUAAACGAAAACACAAAAGAAAGCUUAGAAGGUCAAUUAAAAGAGUCAAAAACGGGAGAAAAUUCAUUUAUGUCAUACACGACACAUUCUGACAGAACAGGACAAGACUUUAUGCGUACAAAAAUCGCCUUGAUCAUGUCUUAUCAAACAUCAGCACAAGAAGACAUAUCGUAUUCGAAGUCGUGUCCAGCCGAUUUUUACGUGCCCCUUGAUCUCGAGUUGAAUGAUAUGAACAAUGCUGAACAACUGUAUCUGGGACAUGGAAGAACAAUUGCUGAAGGACAGCCUAGUAGAAAAUUGUUCCACUAUCUGGAAAUGUUUGAAAAUAUAGACAGUCAGUCUCGAAACAUUUUGAUUGUAGGACAAGCUGGGAUGGGUAAAACGACUCUAUGUCAGAAAAUUGUUUCAGACUGGUCUGCGGUCCAUAUCAAUCUGUUAACAGAAAAUGAUAGCGCAAACGACUGCAAAAAUGGUAAUUCGUCAAUUUUGAGAAAAUUUGAUUUCUUAUUCAAAAUUUCUCAUGUGGAUAUGAAUGAGACUAUAGAAAAUACUAUAGUUAACUUACUUGGCAUUCCCGAAAGCACUGUAGUGGAGUAUUUACAAAAGUACAAUUGUUUGAUUGUCCUUGAUGGUAUCGAUAACUUGUCUAUACCAGGAAAGGAAACUAGCCGCCAUGAACUCCCGAAGAUAACAUCCACGCACAAAUACACACUUGUAAUAACCUCCAGGCCAUGUGAAUCAUGGAAACCUCCAGAAGGGGAAACUAUUCGUACAAUAACAAUUCAAGGAGUUUCUGCUGCAAACAGAAAUUUGAUGAUAAAAUCCGCGCUUUCACACCUGUUGAAGGCUCAAGAUAUAUAUUCCAUCAAAUUACAUGAGGAAAUUUCAUCGACAUUUAUUAAUGAAGUUCAAGAAAACAUAUAUAGUGGCCUUUUGAGAAGUCCUCUGAUGUUGAAAGGGUUAAUCUAUUUUUGGUUCGAGGACGGAAUACAUCUAUCACGCUCUAACAAAGUUGUCAAAAUGAUAGAUUGCGUGCAUUAUCAUGCAAUAAAACACUCGGGAAAUACUUUUGAUUUUAGAAAUGAUUCCGCAUGCACGUCUGGGAUUACAUGGCUGACGGAACCAGAUUGGUUCAGUUAUGUUGUAGGGAAACAGUAUCUGUCGUCAUAAUCGAAACUGGCAUUUCACAUGUUUUUUUCAGGAGAAUUUAUAAAAAAUGACGUUUGUGUAUUUGAAAACACAUUGAGGCUUGAGAAGCUCGCACAUUGCAUGAAUAUCGGACUUCUCCCUGUCGGAUCAUCAAGUCCUUUUAAAUCUUCCAUUUACUUCCAAGAAAAAACACUUCAGGACUUUUUUGGUGCUCAGUUGUUUUGCACAAACGACGUAGACUACGUAGACCAUUUAAGAACCUUACAAAGAAGAACCAAUAGCAUUGAACGCGUCCUGGAAUUGCGAGAAUUUAUUCUGUUUCUCGGCGGUAUGAAUCCGAAGGCUAUGAAAAAUGUGAGUUGGCACGUAAGUGGCCUUGUAGAUGCAGAUGAAAGGUUUAGAAUAGUAAGAUUCAAAGGAGACCACACACAAUCUGAGAGAAACCAGCAUAGAAUCUUAGUUAAAAGUCUAAGUGAUAUGUUCACGGACUGCAUUGCCGAAAGUUUACAUAGUAGCUUUACUGUAUAUGAUAUAAUACUAAGAGACCUGUACAUCGACAAUGACUCUGUACAGAGAGUGUUGAAAUGUUUUCCUUACAUAAGGACUUCAUAUCUGAAAAGCUUACACAUUGACUGUGAUUGCAGCUUAACAUCCACAAUGAUAGGAAUUCAACCAAUCGUUGAACAAACAAAAGAUAUUGUCGAAAUGAUACGCAUAUCACACCUGGAUUUGUUUGAAAAUGUGUUUCUUCAUAUUAAACAUAUGCGUUUAUUGAAAAGUCUUGAAUUGUGCAAUCUCGAUCUGACUCCAACUCAGAUAGAACAAUUACUCGGAUCUGCACCAAAUCCUGUACGAGUAUUUCUUUACAAUUUCGAAACAAAAAGCGAAAUUUAUGCACUUUUGCCGUGUGAGUAUUCAUCCAAUUGCGCAAGAAAGAACAGUUGUGAAAGAUGUCUUCAUCAUUCCGUGACAGAAAAGUAUCCUGAAUUAAAGGAAAUAACACUAGAACUUUUACAUAAUGACUUCAUUAGAAUGAAGGAAAUUCUGUCGUCAUGGAAAUGCAGUUGCACGGAUGUAAAGCACUGCAUGUGGCAUACACUACACUGACAAUACUAUAUACUAUGGUAUGUUAGACGUUCAUGCAAAGUCAUACUAUCAAUAAUAUCAUGUACAUUUAUGUGAAGAUAUGGUUAAUAAGUGCUUAGUUAUAUGAUCAUGUUAUAAAUUAUUAUAAUAAAUAGUUUAUUAUAUUGAUCUACUCGAUGAUACAAAGCAAGAGUGUUAUUAAAACAUCGCACUACAUUGUACCAGUCAUGCUAAUUUCCAUGGAAAAGUGGAAAAUGUAUAAGAAAAAAAGUAAAAUAUUUUAAGUGACACAUUACAAAGGCGCUAUAAAAUUAUAGCCACUUAAAAUUACCAAAUGAAUGACCAAGUAUGGGAAAAAAACCUUACUACGUUAGUCACGCAGUGUGAAUAUGGUGAUAGAUACUGCAAAAUCAAUCAUACAU